CGAAGUCAAGUUUAACACCGAUUUGUUUAAGAAUGAAGAAAAGAAGAGAAUUGUUUUUAUGCAACAAGUUUUAAAUAAUGGAUUAUGAAGCACAAGUCAGAAAAAUAUCUUUAAUUACAAAAUGUACAAGCAUAUUUCCUGCGUUUAAGAAUAAAGGAAGAUCCCAAGGGUUGCUCAGGAAAACACGAUACUGUAUUUCCUCCCCUAUCUACUAUUAUACUAAAGGCUUUCCCAAUGCAGCAAUGUCAGUCAUGAUGUCUUCGUUUUGCGUGUACCACAAGUGCACAUAUAACCGACUGCCAAAGAGUGAAAGCUUUUUGGGGAAACAAGGACAUUGGAAUUUGGAAUUUGGAAUAAACAUUUGCGCAGAGAAGACUCUUGCUCUUGCGAGUAGGUACUCAUGCGAAAGAGCAAGUGUCGUCUCGUGCCAACAACAAAACCGACCGACAACAACGGCAACAACCCCAAAAAUCAUAUGUGAAGGUUGUUUGCACGCGGUGUGUUGUGUUCUUGUUGUAUUGUUCCCCCUUCCGGGUAGAAGGUAUAUCCCAAACAAUAUUCUUGUGCACAGCUGGAAGGAUGAACACAAAAACGUCUACAACGGACACAUCGUCCGUAGUCAUCGCGCAGUCAAAUUCACUAGGUGAGCAGCAGCAGUGAAUCUGAAUGGUCGUGGUGCUUCUGUGUUCAGUUUGCUAGGGAACAUCAAUUCAGAUGGAUACUAAAAAUAGCAAAAAAAGAAAAUAUAUAAAAAAAAGAUAUUCUGCUCUCAUCUCUCCACCUACAAAAUAAUUACUAAGAAGAAUAUUUAGUAAAAAGAAAAGAAAACACACAACAGACAGAGCACUCAUUAUUUUUAAGCAAUUUUAAACAUUUUUGUGCGGUUAAUAAAAUUAACAAAAUUAAAUAAAUAAAAAAAAAAUCGCGAGUAUAAAGUCUAAUCAACCACAAGAACAGCAAGCAAUUAUCGACCGUUUCAAAAGGACGUUAUGUGAAGAAAAAGUUUAGAUAUCUUCCCACCGUCAUUGUCAGCAGCUAACUCGACUACUCCCCGUCAUAUUCAGUUCCGCGUUUUUGUGUGUUUCAUUUUAAGUUUUGCAAUAUUUAUUUUUUUGCAGAUAAAAGUGUUUUUUUCUAUUUGAAAAAACAAAAAAAAGAAAAUAAAUGCGCUCGAUGGUGAUGAUAGAAAAUAUAAAAUUAUUCUGUAUCGGUUAUUGGCAUAGUGAAAAUUUUCACUCGUACAUAUUUAUUUAAUAAAUAAAGUUUUAAAAAUAAGAAAAAUGGAAAAAGAUUAAAUAAAAAUGCAAUUAAUGUUAUCUUAACUAGAAAUAUCUAAAAAUUUGUUUGAAGAUAAAACAAAACCAAAAAAAAAAUAUAUAUCAAUAUGAAAAUUUCAAAACAUAUCCAAAUCAUUUAUCCGCAAAGUGAUUCUGAUUAUAUUCGAGAUACGGAUACAGCAAAAAAUAAACUAAUUUAGUGCAAUAUGCUGAGUACAUUAUAUGAGUACCUUUUUAAAGUAGUUAAGUUAUAAAUAAUAUUAAAAUAAUUGUUAUUUUCUUCCAAUUGUUUAUUGGAAUAAAACAUAAGAAUUAAAAUUAAAAAAAAAAAAAAAACCAACAACCAUGACUGCUGCUGGGAUUUUAAUUCGUGUGUGUCUGAUUAGUUUUGGAAUAACAUUCUGUUGUAUAGAAUGUAUACAUUUGGGAUUGAUUAGUCCGAUUGAAGUAGUAGAGGAAUUUGGAUGCCAUGACACUGAACUAAGACUUACAUGUGGCAAUUUAGACUCCAAACUGGCAAUAUUAGAAGCAACAUUUACACCAAAUUGCACACAUGACGAAUGCCUGCGCUUAGACAUGAAAAGACUUGUUAGAACAUUUGCUUCAGAAGAAAUAGAAGAGUCUAAGAAUGCAGAAAAGGAAGCAGGUGAAAAGUUCCUCGAAACACUACGACAAAGUCCUCAUUCAAAUGAGGAGGACACAGAUGUUGAUAUAUUAGAAGAUGGUAAUUUUACGGAUGGAAAAACUAAUCGCAUUAAAACUAAUGGCCAAAAUAAAAAUAGAACAUCGCUUCGUUUGGUCUUGGAACGACUUAUAAUACGUUACUUGCGUAGAAUAUCACCCGAAGAAGAAUUAGAAGGGGGACGCUUUUCACGUUCUCUUCAUAAUUCUACGCCAGAAGAAACUACCCCCAACAUCCCUUCAGUAAUUCUCAACGAAACUAUUGAAGCUGUGCAAGAUGAGGAUUCUAUCCGAACACAAUCAGCCAGAAGUCAUUGUGAAGAACAAGGAAGACAGAUUUCGUCUCUCAACCGUUUGGAUCUAGAAAAAUCCUAUAGGAAUCAGUCAGCAAACGAAUACAAUAUCCGUAGAGUACUGAAUAAAAGAUGUUCUGGCAAAAAUCACUGCAGUUUUAUAUUUUCCAUCGACCACCCUUUUGCCAAAGUCUGGGAGGGUGGUGUAGUGCGAGUUAAAUACAUUUGUAUGGAAGACUUUCGAAUAAAUCGUUAUUGCGGCGAGCAUUUAACCAUAGGCUAUGAAAUAGAUCCAAAUAUUCAAAUUCUUGAUAAUGCUAAAGGUGAUCCAAAAGCUGAAGCAAGACUUCAACCACGUGAAACUGCCCUCCACUCACUUAAAAUAAUUAAGGCUGAUAAAAUAAGUAAUGCUGAUAACAUGAGAAAUUCUACUAUAAGUGGAUUAAGAAAAUUAAAAAACCCCGUACCGUACGUUAAACAAGAAGAAACACCAACAGAAGGACAAAAAAGUAGAAUUUAUUCUCAGGAUUUUCGAGUUUUAAAAAUUCUUCCCAGUAAUCUUGAUGACUUUAAUGAUAUCGAAACAAUAGGAGAUGAAAUUUUCUUUAAAAAAGAAGAUAUAUCGACAGAACAUGUAAUGAGUGUAAAUGAACCAAGUUCAACUACCACUUCGAAUUAUAAUGACUUAGAAACGACUGCAGCUACACCAAAAAGUGAAACUGAUAUUUUAGAUGAAACUAUUAAAAUAAAUAAUUUAGAUAAUAAAACAAUUAUUGAAAGUGAAAAUUUAGAAAAUGUAACUAUGGUUAUACGGAAAGGAGCUCACUAUAUUACGGUUUAUCCAAAUGAUAAUUCCACUGUUCAGAAUGUGUCUGUACACCUUUCGGGCAACGAUAUAAGGCAUACAAAUGAUGAAUUAAAACUUACUCAUCAAGAAGUUUCCUCUACUAUCGAGCCUAAAAAAGAAAUUGAAAUUGUAAAAGACGAAAAUCACGAAAUUGAUGAAAAGCAUGAAGAUAUUUCCGAUGAAGAAGAAAACUCUCGUGUAACAUACAAUAGCAUUCAAAGAACAUCAUAUAGAUCACCAUUGCUACAUGGUUUUGCAAUGACACCAGGAUACCCCAAAUUUUAUAUUGGAGAAUUUGAUUGUCAUUGGGACAUACUUGCUCCAGAGGGAAUCAGAAUAUGGGUUACAAUCAUAGAUAAUUCUUUGCGAUUCGAUGAUAUUUGCAAGGACUUUCUUCAAAUUGAUGAUUUCGGAACGAAUACAACAUUAUUUAAUAGCUGUGUUGAAGCUGUACAACCUGUUGGAGUAAUGAGCACAUCAAAUUGGGUCAAAAUUAUUGUUAAAACAACUUCCAAAUUCGCAUUCCCCAAAAGAGGAGUCUUGUUACAUUAUACUGCUGAUAGCUGUGUGAAUCCACCACUCCCAACUCAUGUCAAACUUGUUGAGAGAACACCAACAACCGCAUUCUACGAAUGUCAUCCGUCGUUUCUAUUCCCUGAUUCUGGAUUGAGUACUCGUAAAUUAACCUGCAAUAAUAUACACGUUUGGGAUAAAUUAUUACCCGACUGCACUGAACAAGAAAACCUCACAGGGAGUGAAGAAAAAUUAACUUUAAUUAGCAAGAAACCAGAUCUGUCUGUUGUCACAAAAAUGCCAUCCAAAAACGAUGCUGAUAUGAUUACUGAUAUUAUCAUUCCAUGUGUUUUAAUUGCCGGCCUAUUCAUAAUCAAUGGAGCGAUUUUUGCUGUUAUCAUGAAAUAUCGAAACAGAAGUAAGACCGUAGAAGACGGAGGAGUGGAGCUUGCUGAGCUGUGAAAUUUCAUAUCAAAAUGAAAAACUGAAAGAGAAACAAACAGAAAACAAAAAAUGAACUACCGGAGGCCGUACCUGCUAACCAUCCAAGAAAACAUACUCAUUUUUAUAUAAAUUCAUGUGUAAACUAUGAGAAUCAAUAGAGCGAACAUCAUUAAGAAACUUACAAAGAAAACAAAACUUAAAAAAAUAUAAAACUCAAGGAAAGACACUAACGUACAUUUUUUUAGGAGAUAAGAAUAAAUUUAAAGCCUUCAAUUGAACGAUAUUAUGUAGUCAAAAAUUAUUGCUAUUGUUAGACCAAAGAAUUUUUAUACUUUUUAAAAAAAUAAUAACAACUUACUGCGCAUAUAGUGCUUUAUUCUUCAAAAUUAAAAUUAAAAACAAUUUUGACUAAAACCACCACCAAAUCAAAAAUGUUAACAAAAAAACGAAAAAUAUGGAGUAAUAAAGCAUUUAUGAGUUUUUAGUUUUUUAUCAAAUAUAAUUUGGGUUUUAAUUAAUUUAUAUAAUUUUGUUUUUAAACAUUUUACCUACAUCACCAUUCAAUUAUAAAUAACAUGCAUUUAAAAAAAAAGUUCGAAAGCAUCCUAAAAAAAAUAUCAACUCAGCCGUGUCAAAACAAAAAACAACCAUCACCAACCCCACCAAUUUUUAUUAUGAGUUUUGCAUUUUCAUAAUACAUAUAGACAAAAAAAAAAUAUAUAAGUCAAAUUGUGCCUUAUGUGUUCAAAAAAAAAAAAAAAA
This is a messenger RNA of Episyrphus balteatus (marmalade hoverfly), 4817 nucleotides long. RefSeq lists its product as uncharacterized. The coding region runs from base 1623 to 4073 and encodes 816 amino acids. The record is from RefSeq and is a predicted model, not a curated record. Lineage: Eukaryota; Metazoa; Arthropoda; Insecta; Diptera; Syrphidae. The transcript is spliced from 16 exons.